AUGGAUGAACAAGAGUCUCCCCAACUAGGAACCAUUUAUUCCAAUGAUGAUGAGCUUCGGCUCGCAGCCUUUGGAAAGAAGCAGCAGAUGAAGCGAUACUUCAAUAUCUGGUCCUUAUUAUUCAUGUCCUUCUGCACCAGUGUCACCUGGGAGGCCUUGACAUCUACAAUGGCACAAGCUCUCAUUGCUGGAGGUAGCUCUAGCAUGGUCUGGGGAUUUCUGGCCUCCGCAAUUGGCACUCUCUUGAUCGCUCUGUCUAUCAGCGAGUAUGCCAGUAUCAUCCCAACUGCGGGUGGUCAAUACGACUAUGUCACAGAGCUGACUCCGCAGAAAUUCAGACGGAUCUUCUCUUGGUUCGCGGGCUGGAUCACAAUCUGGGGUUGGAUCCUCUCCUGCGUGGCGGGCAUAUUUGCGAAUUCCAUGCAGAUUCAAGCCUACAUUAUCCUCUUCAAGGAAGACUAUCACUAUGAGCGGUGGCAUACGAGUCUGAUUCUCAUCGGUCUGGCCACCGUGUACACACUCGUCAGUAUUUUUGGAAUACGUUGGCUUCCAAAAUUGCAAUACUUCGGAAUCAUUCUUCAUAUUUCUGGCUACCUUGCCACUGUGAUCUAUCUGCUGGCCAAGGUUCACCCCAAAAAUUCUGCCAAGUUCGUUUUCGUCAGCUUGACAAACCUUACCGGUUGGAAAAGUGACGGUAUUUCUUGGUCGAUUGGCCUCCUCAGCAGCGCUUUAGGGUUUGUCGGAUGGGAUUCGUCCUCUCAUAUGGCGGAAGAAAUGAAGUAUGCUGCUCGUGAUCUCCCUCGCACAAUGUAUGGUUGUGUGCUCACAACAGGAAUCUUGACCUUCCCGUGGGUGAUUGCUCUCAUGUUCUGUGUUACAGAUAUUGGAGGCCUCUUGAGCGGCCCGGUUGGGCUUAUUUCGCCCCUAACCCAGCUCAUGUACAAUGUUUCUGGCGGUGAACUGAGUGGCACUCUUGGAAUGACGAUCUUUUUCCUUCUCCUGAGCAGCUUUGUUGCUGGGCCAAGUGUCCUCACCGCGACAUCAAGAAUUGUAUGGUCUUUCGCCAGGGAAGGAGGGAUGCCUAAGUUCCUGGCCCAAAUUGACAACACGCAAGAGGUCCCGGUCAAUGCUUUGCUCUUCACUUGGUUGAGUGUUUGCGGCCUCGCGUGCAUUUACAUUGGGAAUUCAACAGCAUUCUAUGGACUCGCUUCCGGCUGUACAGUAGUUCUCGUCUUCAGUUACCUCUUUCCCAUACUUAUUCACGUCAUCUGGGGCCUGAAGGCUAAUGGACUGAAGCCAGGUCCGUUUAGCUUGGGUAAAUGGAGCAGACCCAUCAACAUUGCUGCACUGGCUUGGGGGGCCUAUCUCACAACCUUUUUGUGCUUUCCUACGGUCAUGCCAGUGAGCGCCACAAAUAUGAACUAUUCAUGCUUGGUACUAGGUUUUGCAUUUGUGCUUGCAACGGUCACCUGGCUCGCAUAUGGCAGUCGAACAUAUCGCGCAGCUGCCCAAGAGGUGGACAUUCCAACUACGAAAGUUGCAGAGGUGCUUGUCGAGGAAAAUGCAGAGCACCAUCAUGUAUCAAAGUGCAUGGAUAGUUAG
This is a messenger RNA of Cladophialophora psammophila CBS 110553, 1602 nucleotides long. RefSeq lists its product as uncharacterized. Gene Ontology annotation, cellular component: membrane. Gene Ontology annotation, biological process: transmembrane transport. Gene Ontology annotation, molecular function: transmembrane transporter activity. The transcript has 8 exons. Bases 1 to 1602 code for a protein of 533 amino acids. The record is from RefSeq and is a predicted model, not a curated record. Lineage: Eukaryota; Fungi; Ascomycota; Eurotiomycetes; Chaetothyriales; Herpotrichiellaceae.